GUUCCUGGAGGCACUGGCAGACCGGCUGUGCUUGGGGGUGUGAACCAGGAGGCAGGCAGCCCACAUGCUGCUCUGCUCUGGAGCCCUUCACAUCCUUCAUGCUCUCACUCUCUUCCUUUCCCUCCUCUCGCUGCAGGUUCCUAGAGGCACUGGCAGACCGGCUGUGCAUGGGGGAUGUGAACCAGGCAGCGCACAGAGUGCUCAAGGACUUCAGAAGAGGGGCGUUUGGCUGGAUCGCUCUGGAGAGGCCCCCUGUGUGA
Messenger RNA from Closterium sp. Naga37s-1, 260 nucleotides. The record is from the annotation of a GenBank genome assembly. NCBI's taxonomy places the organism in Eukaryota, Viridiplantae, Streptophyta, Zygnematophyceae, Desmidiales, Closteriaceae.